Molecule: messenger RNA, 2067 nt
Organism: Prunus persica (peach)
Lineage: Eukaryota; Viridiplantae; Streptophyta; Magnoliopsida; Rosales; Rosaceae
Product: pentatricopeptide repeat-containing protein PNM1, mitochondrial
Exons: 1
Coding region: 297-1892 (531 amino acids)
Molecular function (GO): protein binding
Source: RefSeq, a predicted model, not a curated record
GGGUUUAUAGCCCAACAAAAUCAAAUCAAAUCAAAUAGGAUAGAUAACGGACAUAUUAUGACCCGUUGUUUGAAAUGUUUGAGCUGACCCAUAUUGCUUUAGUAGGGUUAAUGUCUUUCUUAUUGGGCCUAAUGUUUGCCUACCCAGCUAGGUUCUAGGAGCAGCCCAAUUCAUAGAAAGUUAUCAAAACGCUGCGUUCUGGUAAUGCACGAACGUUUAGGUUUUCAUUACUUCCUCCUUCAAGAAUCAAAACCUCUCCUCUCACAGUGAGCUUCUACACCUCCGUCUCUGUCAAAAUGCGGCCUUUACAGCCUCUGCAACUCCGGAGACUCUUGCUCCGCUACCUCUCUACCUCUUCUUCAUCACCAUCUUCUUCUCCAACUAUUCAAACCCACAUUCUGUUUCACUCAAGAAAACCCACCCAUUUCCACUAUGCCCAACCCGCCAUUACCACAACAGCAAGCUCUCAUUUUCUCUCUCUUCUUCAUUUCAGUGUCUCUAAACCCUUUUCUUCCUCAACCUUACCAGCCCAAGACUCAGAUCAAUCCCAAUUAGCUCAGUCUCUCUCCUCUGAACUCCUCAUAGACCCUAGCUCCGAUCCUCUCUCUGUCACCCAACGCCUACAAUUGAGCUUCUCCCACAUCACCCCGACUCCUUCCCUGGUCCAGUCCGUGCUCAAUCUGUCACCUGAUGCCGGCCGUGCAGUUAUAGGGUUUAACGAGUGGCUCAUCUCAAACCCUACUUUUGAGCACACCGAUGAGACCCUCUCUUAUUUUGUAGAUUAUUUUGGUAGGAGAAAGGAUUUCAAGGCGACCCAUGAUGUGAUUGUUAGUGCAGGUGGGGUUGCUGGGCCCAAAACCUUUGCUUCCUCCAUUGAUAGGCUGGUGAGAGCUGGGAGGCCCGCACAGGCUGUUUCUUUCUUUGAGAGGAUGGAGAAGGACUAUGGGCUUAAGAGGGACAAAACUUCGCUUAGAUUGGUUGUGGAGAAGCUUUGUGAAAAUGGGUUUGCGAGUAAUGCUGAGAAAAUGGUGAAAAGUUUGGCCAAUGAGUUUUUCCCUGAUGAGUAUAUUUGUGAUUUGCUUAUUAAGGGUUGGUGUAUUGAUGGGAAGCUCGAGGAGGCUCGAAGAUUGGCUGGGGAGAUGUAUAGAGGAGGGUUUGAGAUUGGUACCACUGCUUACAAUGCCAUUCUUGACUGCGUUUCUAAGCUUUGUAGGAAAAAGGACCCUUUUCGCCUUCAUUCGGAGGCCGAGCAAAUCUUGGUGGAUAUGGACACUCAUGGGGUUCCAAGAAAUGUGGAGACUUUCAAUGUGUUGAUUAGUAAUUUGUGUAAGCUUAGGAAGACCGAGGAUGCUUUGAACUUGUUUCAUAGAAUGGGUGAGUGGGGUUGUUAUCCAAAUGAAACUACGUUUCUUGUGUUGAUCAGAAGCUUGUAUCAGGGAGCGAGGAUUGGGGAAGGGGAUGAAAUGAUUGAUAGGAUGAAGUCAGCCGGGUUCGGUGGGGCUCUUGAUAAGAAGGCCUAUUAUGGAUUCAUGAAGAUUUUGUGUGGUAUUGAGAGGAUUGAUCAUGCUAUGCGUGUUUUCAAGAAGAUGAAGGAGGAUGGAUGUGAGCCUGGGAUCAAGAGUUAUGAUCUGUUGAUGGGAAAACUGUAUGCUCACAACCGUGCUGAUAGAGCCACUGCCCUGUUUAAUGAGGCUCAAAAGAGAGGGGUGCCUUUGACACAAAAGGCAUAUCAGGCGGACCCGAGAUUCUUGAAGAAGAAGCCGAAGGCUGCGAAGAAGGAGAAGAAGCGGGAAACUUUUCCUGAGAAGAUGGCAAGGAAGAAGAGACGUCUUAAGCAAAUUCGAUUGAGUUUUGUAAAGAAGCCGAAAAAAAUGAUGCGUCGAGCCUACUGAUGAUGCUAUUAGAAGUUGGAAUUGUCAAAUUAUCAAAGGGGAAUGACAGUUUUGAUUCUGUUUUUUGAAGUUCGAUCAUUUGUUUUCUCCUGAUGUUUUAUGCAGUUGAAUUUGUCUUCUUGUUUUGUUCUUAUAGUUAGUGACAUUCGAAAUAAGAAAAAACAGUUUCUAUCCG